AUGUUAAUUAACAAACCAAAUAUUAAUACCUUAAAUAUAAAAGUUGGUAGAACAUUAUCAUUAAGACCAAAAGUUCCACCACCACCACCACCUCCUACAUUACAAACAUCAAAUAGUACAAUAAAAAGUCUAUUAUUUUUUAAUAGUGAAAAUGAUUUUUCAGAAAAAAGUUCCGGAACUUCAAUAACAACUUUAGAAGUAAUUUAUGAUGACAAAAAAAAUACAGGGUUAAGGAAUACAAAUAACUUUAAAUUUACACAAAAUGAUAUUUUAAAAAAUAACAAUAAUGAUGAUCAUAUCUCUUGGAAAUUUGAAGACUUCACUAGUAGUGAUGAAGAAAAUUAUUAA
This is a messenger RNA of Strongyloides ratti, 348 nucleotides long. RefSeq lists its product as hypothetical. The transcript has a single exon. The record is from RefSeq and is a predicted model, not a curated record. NCBI's taxonomy places the organism in Eukaryota, Metazoa, Nematoda, Chromadorea, Rhabditida, Strongyloididae. The coding region runs from base 1 to 348 and encodes 115 amino acids.